ACCUGAUGCUUCAAACAGCAUCAAACACACGGAGGAGGAGAGGGACUUCGAGAGUAGUGCAUGGCACGAGAGUCCAACACGGUGGAAGUAAAAUUCAGAUUGAGAGAAGCAAGUUCAGGCAAGUUCACUCACCUCACAGAGACUCACAUAGCCAGGUCCGGUCACCGUCUGCGGUCUGUGCGUAAAAGCGCACAGCCAAAACAACUUCACGCACCUCCAGGAGACUGCUUCCCUCUUCUUCUUCCGCCUCCUUCUCCUCCUCCUCCGGCUCUCCAAGGUCGGCGGUAGUCUGAGAGUUCCCCGUCGGCCGGUUUGUGACUUUCACACCCGGUUCUGCUGAGUUGUAGCCAGUCCGACCCAGAGCCCCGGGUCACCCAUGAGGCUAGAGGCCGCAGCCAGGAUGGAUGUGUUCAGGAAGCUGUGGAAGGCGCGGAAGCUGAUCGUUGUGGUGUUCAUCCCGCUGUCCCUGCUUCCAUUACCACUCAUCCACCCCACCAGCGAGGCAUGUUGUGCGUACGUGCUGAUGGUGACGGCAGUCUACUGGGUGUCUGAGGCUGUUCCCCUGGGUGCUGCUGCUCUGGUACCUGCCUUCCUCUAUCCGCUCUUUGGGGUACUCAAGUCCAGCGAGGUGGCAGCAGAGUACUGUAAAGACACCACCCUGCUGCUGAUGGGAGUCAUCUGCCUGGCAGCCUCUAUAGAGAAGUGGAACCUGCACAAACGCAUCGCUCUACGCAUGGUGAUGAUUGCAGGGGCCAAGCCUGGCAUGUUGGUGCUGGGCUUCAUGUGCUGCACAGUGUUUCUGUCCAUGUGGCUCAGCAACACGUCCACCACAGCCAUGGUGAUGCCCAUAGCCGAAGCUGUCCUGCAGCAGUUGAUCUGCACGGGCCUGGCCGACAGCCACGACGACUCUGAAACUGCUGAGGCCCCCGAGGAUGACAGCGGUGCGUCUGGCUUCGUCACUUCAGGGGGAGCUGUUUCAGAUAAAGAAGAGACCCUGGACAAAAACCAGCUAGAACUGCUCUAUCGGAAUGACAGCAACGACUGCACUAAACGGGAGCUCUCUGCACUAAGUGAGGUACAGACUGGGGAGGCCAAUGGUUUGGGUCUACAGCCAAUCUCUAACCAGGCUUACAUCAGACACACCAAUGGACACCUGCCACAGGUUGCGAUCGAAAUCCCAAAUGUGAAGCGGGUGAAAGCCAGGAGAGACUCCCAGUAUCCCACCAAGAGGGAUCACAUGAUCUGCAAAUGCUUGUCGCUCAGCAUCACUUACGCCGCGACAAUUGGUGGUCUCAUCACCAUCACCGGCACAUCGACUAAUCUCAUCUUUGCUGAGCAGUUUAACAAUCGCUACCCAGAUGCGAAGGUGAUAAACUUCGGCACAUGGUUCAUCUUCAGCUUCCCUAUCGCCAUCAUCAUGUUGGUGCUCACUUGGCUGUGGCUGCACUUCCUCUUCCUGGGCUGCAACUUCAGGGAAACAUGCUCUUUGAGUAAGAAACGCAAAACAAGGAGAGAGAUGCUGUCAGAGAUCAGGAUCCAGGAAGAGUACGGCAAACUGGGACCCAUCAGUUACCCAGAGGUGGUGACCGGUGUUUUCUUCAUCCUGAUGACUCUGCUGUGGUUCACCAGAGAGCCUGGCUUCGUGCCCGGCUGGACGUCUCUCUUUGAGAAGAAAGGCUACAGGACCGAUGCGACAGUAUCUGUCCUUCUGGGCUUCCUGCUCUUCCUCAUCCCUGCCAGGCGACCCUUCUCAUCCUCCAGCUGUAGGAACCCAGAUGAUGAAUCAGAGUCUGACCCGCUGGCUCCCAUGAUCACCUGGAAAGACUUCCAGAGACUGAUGCCGUGGGAGAUUGUCAUCCUGGUGGGAGGAGGCUACGCACUGGCUGCUGGUUGCAAGGUGUCAGGCCUGUCAGUGUGGAUCGGCAGACAGCUGGAGCCCAUGAGUGGUCUUCCUCCAUGGGCCGUCACCCUGCUGGCCUGCCUGCUGGUGUCAGCGGUCACAGAGUUUGCCUCCAACCCAGCAACUCUCACUGUCUUCCUGCCCAUUUUAUCGGCGCUGUCAGAGACUCUGCGCAUCAACCCCCUCCACACGUUGAUCCCGUCCACCAUGUGCGUGUCAUUCGGGGUCAUGCUUCCAGUGGGGAACCCCCCCAACGCCAUCGUCUUCAGUUACGGCCACGUGAAGAUCAGCGACAUGGUGAAAGCAGGGUUUGGGGUGAACCUGAUCGGUGUGGCAGUGGUGAUGUUGGCCAUCACCACAUGGGGGGUUCCUCUCUUCAACCUGACUGAGUUCCCAGCUUGGGCGGAGGCCAGGAACAUCACCGGUAUUUUAUAACCACCGCUGGGUUCGGGGAUGAGUCAAUAAAAGACAGAAAGAGAUGGGGCAAUGUUUCAAUAAAGAAAGACAAGAAAAUGACGUCAAGGGGACGGUCUGGGUCAGAGUUCAGCCCUUUCUUAGAUGGAUCAAACUGGACCUGGAAGGUUGAAGAGAAGGAGGAGAAGAAGAGGAGAGCGAAAAACCAUUACCUGUUGCGUAGAUGUAAUAAUUAGAAUUAUAUGUUAUUGGCCACAUGGGGGCAUCACAAGGAAUGCAGAAUGGCCACUGCGUGGGGCUCCGACCUCCAGCAAAAACUUUUUUUAUUGUAACUCCAUUAACAAAGUUUGAUGGAGAUUCUGUUUUCACUGAAUCACUGGGGAUAGUUCCAAGAGCUACAAACAUAUUUGUGGUGAUCAGGAAACUGAUAUUUUGUUUUUUUGAUUCAUAAUAGAAACAAUAAGUGUUUUCAGAACCACAUUAUGCCCUGUCCUGUGGAUUAGUUGAUAUUUAGAUAGAAAUAAGCUAUAUAGCCAUCGCAGAUAAGCCUCUUUUUUACUGCAUGCUUGCUAAACUUCUGCUGCACUUAUUGCUCUUUAACCAGAGCACGUACAUUAACACGGUGGGCUGGUGACGAGUUUGCUGAGAGAAUUUAAAAUAUUGUUUUGAUAUAUCACUUUGGCUAAACUGUCCAGUGUAAAAGAGACAGCUGAUCGCUGUAUUAAAGCAAUAUAAAUGCACGAAAAGAGGCUUCUGCUAUGGCUGAUGAUGUACUGUAUACAUAGAAAUACUUGCUGUCAAGCCUUUCACAUGUACCCAGUGUCUUAUGAUAUAUCUAAUAUGAUCUCUUAUUGCAGAGGUAAAAACAUACCUGUAUUUAGGAGGAAACUGAAAGCUUAUGCACUGUCCAUGCAUGUUGUUAGCAGCUGCCGGCAUUCAUUUAAAAAUCUUGGCUUCUUAAAGAAAUACUUCACCCCCCCAAAUGAUGAUUUGUACAUCAGUGACUCAAUCCAAGUUAUGUUGAAUUUCUGAAGAGAGCAUUUUUUUUCUCGUAUGCUUCCACGGUGAAUGAAGAAUCUAAAAUUUAAGCCAAAGGCUGCGUUUAACAAGAGCGUAUCUAUAGCAAACAAUUUGUAACCCUUUAAACCACCAAAAUUACCAAAAUAGCCAACUAACUGAUCAAGUCAGUGAAAGAUCAGCAGCUCCUGUGUUCUGCGAAGAAAAAUUACAUUUUUUUUCAAUGGAGUCUGGUUUUGGCUUUGUCUGUUUGGGAAGUACUGAGCAUACGACUGGAUAAAUAGACUUGAAAUGUACUACACUAGUUUGUAAAUAGAUGUUUUAACAUAGUUUUGCUGUUGUUAAACGUGGACCCCUAUUACUUCAAUUCAUCAAGAAUUUUGACAAUGUUUGGAUUCUUCAUAAACCAUGGAGGCAUGCAAGGAAAACAAAGUUUUCCUCAUGAAUUCAAUAUAACACAGGGUGAGUGACUGAUAUACAAAUGGUCAUUUAGGAGUCGAAGUCCUCCUUUAAUGAUGUCUUAACCAAAGUUUCUGAAGCUGAUUUUGUGCUCCAUCAUACUGUGAACAAGCAUCUCGCAGUACCACUAGUGCCUUUACCCUAUUAUUGCCUGUCAUAUUACACUUUUAGCUUGACUGUCCAUGUGGGAAUCAGACCUCCAACCCUGACAGUGUUAACUUGCUGUAAGUUGCUGUAAUCUCAGAGCAGUGCAGGAGCAGCUCACUACCGCCCUCCUUAAAUGAUGGACAGCAGGAGUGUAAUUGCUUUUUACUGUGCUGUUUCUCAGACAUACGCUUUUACUUGAUACCAUUUCAAUGUUAAGAAUGUAAGCUGUACUGUAUUUAAGGUAUAGACAGUCCUGUGUUGGUUGAUUAAUCAUACCACCUUUCUUUGUAGCUUUUCCUUUUGUUGAAAUUUGGAAGGAGACUUGAAAGGUUAGACACUGUACUGUGCUAGGUGCUCAACUUAAUUACUUCUUUGCCUUAAGCUUGUUGGUCAGAUGCUGUUGUUGUUUUUUUGUUGUUGUUUUUUUGUCAUAUUGAAUACAUCUGUAGACUUCAUAAUCAGAUUACUAAGGUCCAGACUUGUGCCAAUAUAAUCUUGAAAGUAAUUUCUGUUCAGCAGGUAGAAAACACCUUCAUCAAGGAAUAAUAGCUACUGUAAUUAUCACAUAAACAUGUAUGUUUCAUGAAGUGUGUUACAUGAGCAUGUAAAGCAACAGGAUCACCAUGUUUGGUCUUUAUUGUGGUCACCCAGGAGGUGUGACAUUUCUCCUGGUGCGUGAAAAAAGAGAUUUGGAAGGCUGCAACGUCCCUCCAAGUCCUGAGUUAUUGUCGAAUGCAACAUCCAAAGCCUUUAAAGCAGAGAGAACGGAGAGUAAGGUAGCACAGGGUCGUAUGGUACAAUUGUUUGUUCAAUCAACUGUCAAAUCACAGUAACUGUUGUCUGGUGGUGAAAAGGUUUGCACACAGCAUUCACUGUACUGUGUGAAUAAUAUAAAAGAUAUGCUUUAUAUUUUUACACAAAUUUUCAAUGCAAUUUGUGGCUUUUUUAUAUAUAUAUAUAUAUAUAUAUCACUGCAUUCUAAGUUUAGGUUCUAGUGUGGGCAGAAUCAAGACUUUUAUUUUGUAAUUUAUUCAGUUCUACUGAAGGUUUCAUACAUCUUGAUGGUGUUGCCGCAGUGACCUUUGACCCAGGGGCCACACUCCUCUGUAAAUACAUACAGAUUUGUAAUAUAAAGAUUACAUGCCUUUGCCUGUUUCCAAA
Epinephelus moara (kelp grouper) is the source of this 5098-nucleotide messenger RNA. It is a transcript of the gene slc13a4, whose product is annotated as solute carrier family 13 member 4. Gene Ontology annotation, cellular component: membrane. The record is from RefSeq and is a predicted model, not a curated record. Gene Ontology annotation, molecular function: transmembrane transporter activity. The transcript is spliced from 16 exons. Gene Ontology annotation, biological process: monoatomic anion transmembrane transport. NCBI's taxonomy places the organism in Eukaryota, Metazoa, Chordata, Actinopteri, Perciformes, Serranidae. The coding region runs from base 377 to 2335 and encodes 652 amino acids.